Messenger RNA from Scylla paramamosain (green mud crab), 2655 nucleotides. RefSeq names its product suppressor of tumorigenicity 14 protein homolog. Bases 575 to 1978 code for a protein of 467 amino acids. Gene Ontology annotation, molecular function: serine-type endopeptidase activity. The transcript is spliced from 12 exons. Gene Ontology annotation, biological process: proteolysis. Lineage: Eukaryota; Metazoa; Arthropoda; Malacostraca; Decapoda; Portunidae. The record is from RefSeq and is a predicted model, not a curated record.
GAAAUCAGUUCAGGUCAAUUUAUAACUCGGAAAAUAAGAAAACGUAACAAAAACAACCUCCAAAAUGUUAAAGUUGAUAAAAUUAGAUUGCUAUUGCUCCUCGUUUUCUAUUGCAAUGUCUAUUGUAGGCGUCACUCCAGAAAACUGGUAACAACGACUUUUUACAAUAUUAAAGUGCAUGGUAUUGUUUCAUUGGGAUAUGGAUGAUUGAAAUGAAUGUGUGUGUGUGUUUACGUAGGUGAGUUAUGCACGAACUCCGAUCUUACAAUCAACACACACACACACACACACACACACACACACCUUCCGGGUAUACAUGCACACACACAAAAUUUCCGGGUACAGACAGGCAAUUUACGCCAUUACAUCACCCACGUGCAUACACUCCCCUCCCCUACACCCAAUCACACUCAACUAACGCACAUGUCCACCUAAUACAAGGCACCCAUAUAUAAACUUAGCCCAGCCCUUCCUUCGUGCCACUCCCCUCGAUCACCAUUCCCCACCACCACCAACCGAUCCAUCUUCUUCAUACUACUACUGCUACUACUACUACUAUUACUACAAUUUCACGAUGGCUGCUACUCAGAUUGGUCCACUGCUCUUGCUACUGCUGCUGCUACUUUUCGACGUCCUGGUGGUAGCACAGCAGGAAGGGAACAGCCUGAGGAGCCAAGCACCGGGUCUCGUUGAUGGGGGCGAGUUCGACAUCUCCUCGCACCUUGUGGACAUCGCACUGCAAGGGGGCCUCUUCUUCCCUGUGGUGGAGGCGUCCCGGGGCGUCACCUCCUUUCCGCAACCCCGACAAGCAACAGUAGAGGAGGGAAGGACAAAAUCCACAUCGACAGCAAAGCAUUUCAUAAGCGGGGCGGCAAUGUGCGGCUCCUACACUCUCGUCAUGGGUGAAGCCGUGGCCCCGGCGACUCCUAACUUCCCUGAGAACUACACUGCCAAUUUUGACUGCACCUGGUCCAUCAAGACACAGGCCACCAGACUCAUGCUGACCUGUUCGUCCUUCACGCUCGGGGACGGCGACUACCUCUCGGUACAGUACGGCCAGGACACCGCGCUGAUGUUCCAGGGACAAACAGGGCCCCAAGACGUGGUGUAUCCUUCCCAAAGCCUCGUGUUAGGCUUCCACUCCGACUGCCGCACUGAAGCAAGGGGCAUGAGCUGCUACGUAGAAGCCAUGGGCCUCGCCCCGGACUGGAUGACUUACCCGGAGUGUGGUUUGCCCAAUAGGAGAAACCAAAAUCGUAUUACAGGAGGAUCAGAAGCCGCUGAGCAUGAGUACCCCUGGCUGGCGCUGCUCGUCAUCCUCUGGAGUGACUUCAAAGUGACCUGCUCAGGCUCCCUCAUUCACCCCCAAUGGGUCAUCACGGCCUCACACUGCCUCCUCAGAAGGAAGAACGGACAGGUGUGGACGCCCCGAGUGACGGUGCACCUGGGCGUGGUGACGAGAGAGCAGGGCGGCCAGGUGGAGGUGGAGGCGAGCACUGUCAUCCUUCACCAGAAACUCAACUUUCAUUACGACGUGGCUCUGCUGAGACUGGAGCGCUCUGUUGACUUCUCUGCCGCCAUACGCCCCAUCUGCCUGCCGCCCCGGAGCCUCAGCAUGUCGCCAGAGGGAGCCCGAGUAGAGAUCGCGGGCUGGGGCAACGACGAGACCGGCACAAAGAGCAACGUGCUGAAGGUGCUAGAGCGGCUCGGCAUGUCCUGGGAGAAGUGCAAGGCGUGGUUCCCCAAAUACAUCACGCAACACCACUUCUGCACCUACGGCAGGGACAGGCGGCACAUUUGUGUGGGUGACUCGGGAGGGCCGGUGAUGGUGGAAGUGGAGGGUCGCCUGGCGCUGCUCGGGGUCACCAGCUUCACCGCCACAGCUUCCUGCAACGGCACCGAGCCCGAUGGACACACUUCAGUCCCUCACUUCCUGGACUGGAUACAGCAAGAGACAGGCAUCAAACUCCCUGUCUAAGUACACAUCGCGGAUCAAACCUUUCGGGAUCUUACCUCGCCUUUUGAAUAUCUCUAGAAGUUAAGGUUUUUAAGGGCGAUUCCAUAAUAUUAGUGAUAAUUUAAGAAGUCUCAUCGUCAUUGGGAAAAACGCUCAUAAGAAUCCAAUUAAUGAUCUCUAUGGUCUUUGAAUUAGUUCUUAUGAGUCUUAGGUAUUUUUAAAUUAGGAUCUUAGUUUUCAGAUUUGUAUUGCAUUGUUCAAGGCAAUUAUUUCACAAUAACGUAAAAUGUUAGAAAAGUUUUAAGCAUCAAACUGGCAAUUUACCAUGUGACACUGAGGAAGUUUAGAUAUUUAUGUGGCAGAGAAUUAAGGUUGGACAAAAAAGACAUAACACUGGAUGCAAAAAGGUGUAACAGCUGCCAAGAAUGUGAGAUAAGAAAUUUUAAUUUUAUUCACCACUAAGAAAAAUCACUAACUAUCACAGCAAUUACCAUAACAACCUUAGUGGAUAAAACUGCUUUUCAGACAACCUCAUGUUCUUUCAUCCAGGCCAAAGGUGCUGGACUGAUACCCAUGUCACUGAGCACAGGGUGUCAGGACGUUCAGCUGACUUUGAAGACCCGAGAGAAGAAUGAGUGAUUGUAUCUUGAGAUGAAAUGAAAGUGUCAUGCAUGUAAUAAAACUUGCAAUAGUGAAUU